GCCACGCCCACACGCUCGCUCGGGGCCGGGCAUAUUCAAUAGCAUUGGCAGAAUUCCCUUCGCAUUCUUAAUAUUGUUUAAUAAUUGGCCAGAUAUGUGGCGUGACUGUGCUAUGCAUGAUGAGUAAUCAUCGUCUUGAAUAGGAACAUUUGAAUCGGUUGUAAUAUAUUAUCACCGUGUUUUGGAAGCGUGUGACAAGCGGGUACAGUGUUAGCACGUGUUGUGUACGAGAAAUCGGCGUGUGAGCAUGUACAUGUACAUGUACAUGUACUACGGGAAUACGGGAUAAACAAACGCAGACACACAGGUCCGAGUGUAUGUUGACAACGAACCGAUCCGAACAUGGAGAAUCUUGGAAUAGAAAUGAGCACUCCGUCUACCGAGGAGUUUGAUAUGGACCGAAACGGCUCACCGACCCAUGUCAACGUGGAACUAGUGGACGGAGGGGGCAAGCCUAGCUACAGGUUGUACAAGAUGAGAUGGUGGGUGUUGGCCACCUUAUCGGUAUUGAACUUCUCAAACGCCAUGGCAUGGAUAUGCUUCGCUGCCAUCACAAACUUCACAGCGGCCUACUAUCACGUGACUGCCGAUGACGUCAACUGGUUGUCGCUCAUAUACCUCGUCGUCGCUGUGCCCGUUGGGUUCGUCACAGGAUGGGUGCUAGAUACGUUUGGCAUUCGAACAGGAAUGUUGAUAGGAUCCUGGACCAAUCUUCUCGGCAUCAUCCUGCGGUAUCUCAGCACCCUCCCAGCCGUGCCCGAGGACGGCCGCUUCGCCGUGGUCAUGUGCGGCCAGGGCCUGGCGGCCUUCGCCCAGCCCUUCCUGCUCUUCGCCCCGACCAAGCUCGCAGCGGUGUGGUUUCCGGAGAAUCAGCGAGCCAUCGCCAAUACGCUGGGCUCCAUGGCCAAUCCCUUGGGUAUCCUCGUCUCCUUUCUUGUGUCUUCGGCGAUCGUCUCCAAGCCUUCCGAUUUACCCACAAUGUUAUGGGUGUACAUUAUCCCGGCGGCUGUUGCAUGUGCGAUGUGCACUUUGGGGGUGCAUAGAAGCACCCCGCCCACCCCACCGACCGCCAGUGCUGCCGGAGACCAUGAAUCGUUUUAUUCUGGAAUGAAGAAGUGUGUUCGAAAUGUCCCGUUCAUGAUUCUCCUGGUCACCUUCGGGGGUGGUUAUGCAAUCUUCAAUGCUCUCAGCACCUUUAUGGAGCAAAUCGUCUGCCCGAUAGGUUACAACGACGAUUUUGCUGGUUUGGUCGGUGGUAUGAUGAUAGCCUUCGGUCUUGUCGGUGCUAUAAUCGCUGGGUUGAUCGUAGACCGGACUCAGGCCUUCACGCCCGUUACCAAGAUAUGCUUCACUUUAGCUGUGUUAAGUAUCAUCGGAAUGGCGCUGUUCACCCACUUCGACAACCUGGGCAUUCCGGUCGCUAUUUUUGCCGUGGGCUUCGGCCUCUUCGGCUUUGCCAUGUUCCCGAUUGCCUUGGAGCUCGGUGUCGAGUGCACCUAUCCCGUGGCGGAAGGCACCAGCUCUAGCCUGCUCCAGAUAUCAGGCCAAUUUCAAGGCAUCAUCUUGAUCCUGAUUGGUCAGUUUCUGGCCCAACCCCUCAACACUAUGGACGCGCCCGUUCAGCAAUGUAUUCCAAUCAACACGACAACCGUCGGCACCCUGGCACCAAUAACAUUAGCGGAUAAUGUUACCUCGGCGACGUCAACCACUGAGAGGUACCAAUAUUCGCCGAUUUAUAUACAGGAUAUGUCGGUUCCCCUGUACGUUUAUGGUGGCUACGCCAUUGUUAUCUGUUUGAUACUGGUACUCGCGUUCAGGACUACGUACAGACGCAUAGAAGCAGAGCAGGCUACCAACAACACAUAAUGUAUACAUAAUUAUAGACGAGAAUCAGUUGACAACUACUAGAAGAUGGACCGUGGACGGUGUACGUUCUAUGGCAGCAACGGCCUCAUUACGCCAUGUGUAUACCAAUUGUUCUGGCUCCAAGGCAUGGAAACGACACGAGUCGAAGACUGUAUGUUUGACGGAGCUAUAGUUUCAAAGCGAUUAGGGGCCUAAUUCUUUCCAAAUAAUAAUGCAUUAAAGGGUAUCUUGUGGCUAAUUUCAUGGGCCUAAUGGUUAUAAUUAUAUAUGAAAUAAUAGAAUAUAUAUAUUUUUUAAAAUUGCUAAUUCCGAGGCCUUCUGAAUGAUCUGCGUAUCGGAGAUUGCUAACGUUUCUGCUGUGGCAUGGUGCUCACGAUCUCCGCGUGCUAUCUACAAUACAAAUCGGGUCAUAUUUAUGCCGUCAUUCUCUGUUAGGCUAUAGCACUCUUAAAUAUCUGUUUGUCAGUUUUGAUGGGAAAAGUAUUCAAAAUUGCAUGCACCAGCUGAAUACAGCCAUAUUGGGUGCAACCUUUUGCCAGGGAAAUCUGACUAAAAAAAUUUUUUUAAGUGUACGUUCAUGCCCAUAAACCGUUCUUGUGCAGUUUUGUUAAAAUUAUCAAAUUCGUAUAUUUAAGUGCAUAUACUCAGGGUAUCGUUUAGCUCCACCAUAUAUUUUUUGUUAAAUAAUAAUAUGGGUGUUAUGAUAUUAAAAAAAUUUAAUUGUCCGAGUACGUAAACUUUCACUAUAUUUUUGAAGGUCGGUUAAAAACCGUUUUAUAUAAUAGGUAACACAGCCGGCAACGUGCUAAUUUUUACCCGUAUGAUUUCAGUGUUGAAGAUAUAUGUAUAUCAUUUGCAUUUUCGAUGUUAAGGGAUAUCUGAUUCGUUUUUAAAUUUAGCUAGAACAGAUAAUGAUUUGAAGGUUAUUUAUUAUCUAAAUUCCUGUUAACUAAUGUGCCCUUAAGGGGACAUUUUCGUCAUAAGUUAUACCUUGGGGAGACGCCGGACAUUAAGGAGACAUUUCAAUGUCUCCCUAGGCUAGAUCGAUUGCUCAUGGUCCAAAACUAAAAUUUACUAGAAUUCGUGGGGGUAGGAUAAGAUAAAUUGGGGUUAGGGCAUUAAAGUUGGAAAAUAUUUGUGCACAACUCUAUGGGAAUGUCCCCCUCAGGUAACCUUCCCCGUUAAAUCUUUGUUCGUAUUAAUUUGUAUAUAUGGUAGAACAAAAUGGUAGCACCUGUUAAGUAAAUGUAUUCUUAAAAAGUUAACUUAGAUUCCACCCGUCCUUGUCAUUAUUUUGUAUGCCUAAUUAAAAAGCCAUUUUGAUCAAC
Patiria miniata (bat star) is the source of this 3194-nucleotide messenger RNA. RefSeq names its product solute carrier family 49 member A3-like. The record is from RefSeq and is a predicted model, not a curated record. Gene Ontology annotation, biological process: transmembrane transport. The coding region runs from base 343 to 1866 and encodes 507 amino acids. Gene Ontology annotation, cellular component: membrane. The transcript has 9 exons. NCBI's taxonomy places the organism in Eukaryota, Metazoa, Echinodermata, Asteroidea, Valvatida, Asterinidae. Gene Ontology annotation, molecular function: transmembrane transporter activity.